AACCUCAAAAUAAGAAUGUAUUGUUUGUUUUAUUUAAUGGAGAAUCAUUUGAUUACAUUGGAUCAAGCCGUAUGGUGUGGGAUAUGAGGAAAGGAAGAUUUCCAACUGAGGAGGAUGAAGCUGUGUCUGAACAACCUCCCCCAUUGCGCUUAGAACAUCUAGAAUAUUUUAUUGAAUUGAGUCAUUUGACAGAUCAAUAUAAAAAUAACAAUGAGUCUACUCUUGUAUUUCAUUCUACUGAGAAAAAUAGAGUACGAUCUCAGGUUUCGAAUAUAAGGUGUUACAUUAAGGACUUUUCAAGCUUGAAUGCUCGUACAGACUCGUUUGCACGAUCCAUAAACCUACAAUUGGCGCCAUCUUGAAGGGAAAUAGAUCAAGUAGUGAUUCACAUGGUACAGCUUCGAAGCACCGCAAGUCGGAUUCGAAAAAGAUUUAUUGGUCCUGAUCCUAUCCCUGCCUAUUCCAGCCCUGAGAGUGCUCAACAACUGUUCCUUUUAAUUUUCCUACAGAAUGUGGUAAAGAUAGUCAGUGUAGUUCCUGAUCAGUGGCAUGAAUGUUUUAAUGAAUCUGGAUGAAUGGUGAGACACAGCAAAGCUUCUGGUUGAUGCUAUACGUCUGAUGUAGAGCAUGUGAGGCAAAGCUUUGUUAACCGUCAUAAAAAUCAACUCUGUGCGCAUCUCGCCAGCUGGGCAUCUCAUGUAUGACUAUUUGGCAUGUGUCAAGGAAGCAGGUGCAUCUCAAA
Molecule: messenger RNA, 742 nt
Organism: Gryllus bimaculatus (two-spotted cricket)
Lineage: Eukaryota; Metazoa; Arthropoda; Insecta; Orthoptera; Gryllidae
Source: the annotation of a GenBank genome assembly